AUAGCCUGACAGACAAAGAGAUAUGGAUUCUGGGCACUGGAUGUCUUCAACAAUAUUUACACUGGACUCCUUCCAAUCAAAAACUGACAUAGAAUUGAAGUUUUUGUGCUCUGCUGCAGUAGCAUCAUGUUGCCGUGGUAACCAGAUGGUGUGGUGGCCUGGUAUGUGUAAAAGUAUUUGCCACUAACAGGAUUUGUGCUAUCUUGUCCCCGCUGCCGUGCUGUAAUGGUCUAGCCGGGAAAUGGGGAUCCUGGAUAUUGAGAUGGCAUCAGUGAUUGCGCUUAUUACACUUACUGACGCUACUGUGUCAGACGCCAAAAUGGCCAGAAGAGGUGACAGCGUGACAUCAUGGCUCCCAGCAAGAGCGCUGAUGAGAGUGAUGCCUGCAUGAGGCAGAGACUUGUCAACAGUUUGAGCCAAAGUUUCCCUGGCAGUGCCCUAUCUAAAGCAUUACAGUGUUUGACAGACUCCGAGGAUGAGAUGAAGGCUGAUCCACUUAGCAGUAGUUGUUUCGCAGAGCUGCGUACAGAAAAACUGGAUGUGGAGGAGGAUGAUGAGUUGACAAGCUUGUCGUGGUUACAGGACAGUGAUUUGUUGAAGAAUAUAAACGCUGGGGAGGGGGCGGAUGAGGUGGAUGGACAGAAGGAAAAUGGGGAAGCAGGCAAGUUGACGCCGGGAUUCUCACAACCUCAUCCUCCACAUGUUCCGUACAAUCCUCAAAAACAUAUAAACAGCAAACCGCCAUAUUCAUUCAGUUGUUUGAUUUUCAUGGCAAUCGAGGACUCACCGAUCAAGAGGCUCCCUGUGAAGGAUAUUUACAAUUGGAUACUUACGCAUUUUCCGUACUUCCAAAAUGCUCCAACUGGUUGGAAGAACUCUGUGCGGCAUAACUUGUCUCUUAACAAAUGCUUUAAAAAGGUGGAAAAGGAUAAGGGCCAGAGUAUUGGUAAAGGUUCACUAUGGUGCAUCGACCCAGACUUCCGACCAAACCUGUUACAGGCGCUACGGAAGACACCUUAUCAUCCGUAUCACCAACUUCAGAUGAUGUCUUCACCACAGUCAAACAUGCAGCUCCCAGUGCUUCCACCAGGUUGCCAUCGGCCCUUUCCCUUGUCCCCUCGAUCAGCACCCAACACUAUUUCACCUCAUCUCUUCCCGUUUCUCAGUAAGAGAUUAGCACAGACAGCUUCAGAUAUUGACAGCGAAAUUACAGAUGUUGCCUACACAUUGGUGUCCUUGAAAGGCUUCAGCAGCAAGAAUUCAUCUGGGAUGUCGUCCGACGGCUCAGAGGGCUCCUUGGAUCCCAGGUUUCGGUACAAGAGAAAGUUCAGGGAUCAUGGGUAUAUACGUCGCCGGCCAUCAGGGCCAAUCAUCUGCACCAACAGCCCUAGUGAGGAUCAUACCUAUAGUGCAACAACAGUCGCUCCUGACGAGGACGACUACAUGCCGUCAUCACCUGUUUCAUCCAUUGAUGAUGAGUAUGACUUCGGCCCUGAUGAUGACGUAGAGAGUGACUCUCCCAGUUACCAUAGCGACUAUGACUAUGGAAGUGACAUGGAUGAGGUCGAUGGAGAAACAUCAACGCAACAACGGAAACGAUUCCGGGACUCUAAAACAACGGAGGAGGAGGAACAGAAGAAGAUAGUAGAAGGAGCCGAUGCACUCUUGAACUUGGCUGGAAUUAUGACCCGUUCUCCCCGACGGUCUCCUCGCUCUGUGUUGAGCAAGACAGACUUUAAAGCCAGAUCAUCUCCAUCCUAAUGGAGGAGGUCUUCUUCAUGUUUUAGAACAGUCUUAUUUCUUUUGAUACCAGACGAGAUUUAACAUUAUAUGGAGAAUACUGUCAUGGCUUGGGAAAGAUCCUGCUCAUGGUGUCUCGGUGUGGGAAGUCAUGAGCAUUUUGUGGACAACAGUUGAGAUUCUUAUCUCCCAUGGGAUGCAAUCAGGAGCAGUUUGUAGCACUCGAAGCAGUUACUGAGUGACUGAGACUCAAAAGCAGCUACUAAGUGACUCAAAACUGUUACUAAGUGACUCAAAACUGUUACUAAGUGACUCAAAACUGUUACUAAGUGACUCAAAACUGUUACUCAGUUACUGAAACCAGUUACUUGGUUACUGGCAGAGGUGAAUCACGGGACAUUAGAGGGAAGAUUAUGCUGUAUUUACAGUGUUGCAAAUGAGUCUUACCAAUUGUUUUAAAUGAUUUUGUUUUCUUAAAGGUGCUCGAAUUGUGUUGGUUAAGGUGCAUUAGCUAGGAGAGGUGCAAUUUAUUUGCUCUGGUUUAUCCCAAGGUUUAUGUUUUGUUUGAAAUUAGAGAUUUUGUUGAUAAUUGCAAUGUUUGUUUUCAUGACUCUUUAUACUUGGAAAAAAAUAUUAUUUUCACUGCAAUGUUCAUUGUUUCCAUGCAAGUAGGUAUAGUCAGUACUUUUUAUGAUGUUUCCAAUCAUGGGCAGCAGAGAUGGCGGAAAUGAAUUAUAAAACCUAUAAAUUUACUCACGCUCAGGGGUACCCUGACUGAAGGUCAUGACCUUUUUCAAAAUAACAUGCGAACUUGACCUUGAGGGAUGUGGCUACAGUCCACGCAGGAUGCACUUGUACAGUUUUAUACAACUUUGUAGAUACUUGUUACAGUGUUAAUACUCCAUUGUUCAUGAACUCAUUAGUAUAUAGUUAAACCAUCUCUCCUGUUGCUUGUUAUUACUUUUCUUGUAAGAUGCACGGAAAGCUGCUGGAGGGGGGGGUGUAUUGGUGCAAGGAUGUUCAGUGUCAUAGGGGGGUGGGGUUUAUUACAUAGUAUGUAUACAUAGUAUAUACACCAGAUAGUACCAGUUGUGUAACAUAUUAUCUUUAUACCUUGUUGGUAAUGGUCAUAGCAACCUAGCUGACGUAUUUGUUAUUUACUUAUGGUAUUGGUUCUCAACACUGUAGGUGCUAUAGAUGAAUCUGGGGCUCACUCAGUGCUGGGUGGAGGAAAUACUGAGGUGUUAAUAUACAUGGUCAGGGCACCCUUGUGACUUACACUGACCCUAAAUGGGGAUUGCUCCUCUGUCCUUUGAAAUAUAGGCACUUGUCUAUGGUAAUAUGGGAAGCGUGCCACAACGAGUCAUGCGUCUUUUAAGGAUGUUUUCUUAAAAUUUCAUUUAACAGUGCUACUAACAUGCCUCAACUUAGCAAUCUUGUAGUUUAGAUAGAUUCGGAGAUGGUAUUGUGGAUACCAGUGUGGUAUUUUCAGUGAACUGAAAAGAGGCCCAUAGCCAACAUCACUGCAUGCUCAAGCUACUAUUUGCUGUAUAUCUGCAUAUAUUUUAUAUUUGUUAUGGUUUUGUUUAAUGCACUUGACCAAAUUGCUUCCAUAUAACACAUUAAAUGCAUCACACAAUUCAGCUGAUAAUGUCAGUACUGUCUUUGACAAAACUAGUUUCAAUGUUUGCAAUUUUUAUCAAAAUGUCAGCAUUUAGAUAAAAAAAUGCAAAAAACUACAUCCAUUAGAUGGAUUUUAUAUUUGAUAAUUAAAUGUAAAUAUCUGACAGAAAAGAUCAGUUGAGAGAUAUGAAUUAAUCAGGCCAAAAAUAUCUUCACAAGCAACAGAUUUCCAUUUACAAAAAGCAGUUGGUUUUUCUUUUAAUGUAUCAGAUAUACAGUUUCACCAGAUACGUUUUUAUGUGAAAAUAUUUAGAAUACAGAUCUGUAAAUGUUAGUUACCCCCUUAGCUAUCAGGAUUUCCAGGGUUUCAUGCCCCGUUAUGACCCUAGGUUCCGUUGGCGAAGUGGUUGAUGUCAGCGCUCUGAAAUCCCACACACUGAAUGAAACACUGUUCAAGGCAGUAUUUUAGCCGUCUGCCCAAGGCAAGGGAGGUAACUGACUUAGGUUUCUUCCCUUAGCAAGCUGGACUGGAAUUUCAUGGUUUGAAAGCAACGCCACCAGUGGCUGUUAGGAGUUAUGUCCCUUAUGUCAAUUCCACCUGUCAUAUAACUUGCAUUUGUUUCCAACAAAAUGGCAGUACCCAGUAAAGAGGAUAUGAUUGCUUAGGUGUAUACUGUGAUAAAAUGUAUCAACAUACUGGUACUGGUACUUGAAUACCUUGAUUAGAAACCUGGAAACAUUCAGAAAGUAUAUGUUGAUGCCCAGUAGAUAUACGUUUAACAAAUUCUGCUGCUAACUGAAAACUGAGGGCAGUUUAUGAAAUGUACGUGAGUUUGUUACAUGUUUUUGAUUGGACCAUGCACAAAUUUGUUACUUCAUCCGAAACUACUCCAUUCCAGUCUGGGUCGGCAAGGGUGGAGUUGAAUCGUCAGUUAUCUACCUUGUCUAGGGAAGAUGUAUUUCACCAACUAACUCACUCCUUGUCAAAGACAUUCACUGUUGCGUCCAUCUUGGAACAUGGAAGUCAGCUGCUGCUGUGAUGUUUAAUGUGCCAACAGCUAAUUAAUUGUGUCAAGUCGGUAAUUAUGCCUUAAUCAACGAGAUCUUCUUCCAGUGACCAUUGUAUGAUGUCUGUACCUUUAUAUCAAAGGCGUCCAUGUCUUCCAUAUGUGACCUUGAAUCUCCAUGUCAAGGUUAUGUCAACUAAUGAAAUAUGUAGCUCUUUUAAGGUAAUUUACAUACACAAUUCAGUUAUACCUUAUAUGUGUAUAUCCUUCAUCUAUUUUACUAUUUGGACCUUUAUAGUCUUAAAAUUAUUCAAGGAAUAGUUUUAUUCAAAUCUAUGUUAUUAAAUUAUGUGUUAAAUGUGUAAAUUAAGUGAAACAUGUUUAUGAAGUUUGACUAUUAUUUUACAUUUGUUAAACAGAAAAAAUAAGGUGAUGAAAAUUUAAUGUAUUUUAGAUACAUGAUGGAUGUUUUUAAGGUUUUAGUGUCUUAGCUGUUUUAUGAUUUUUGGAAUAGAUUCAUUUAUGAGAUUAACAAUGUUAAGCUCAAGAAAAGCUUUGUCAGCAUUGUUGGACAGUUGCUAUGUGAGUAUGGCAAUUGUGCAUUCACAAAACCAAGUAACUCUGUGUGCAAUAAGCUACCUUUCAGGAGUCAAUUUAAUGCUUAGUACAAGCAUUUCGCACAAAUUUGUUUGGCAUUAACAUUCGAAAGGUCACUACUUUAUGGAGAAAACAUUUGUGUGUCAUGGCUCAUAACAAAUCUAUGCAAAAAAUGAUAGGGAACAAGCGAGAUAAUUUUCUGUUCUUAAAACACUCAUAAAGAAAAGUACUGUUUUCCCUAAGUUUGAUAAUUACAUAUAAAGGUGCCUGUACACAAAAGUUUAUAAAAUUGUCCACUUGUAAAGUAAGGGAGAUAACUCUCCCUAUAUGUGAUGACCUUGCUUUCUGCUGACAACAAUAAGAUGUUCUUGUUUGUGUAAAUGACAAGAAUUGACACCAGUUCUUGGACAAAUUCAGGGUAUUUGUCAAUGCAUAGAUCUACAGUGUUUUGUCAUCUAGAAAUUUGUUAAAUUUGGAAAAUUAUUUUGUUUAUUGAAGAUCUCACACUCAUGUAGCUCAAAUUGUUGACAUUUCUAUGUGUGUGUAGUGCAAGUCCUUGUAAACAUGGAAAGCCGUGUAAUUUGUCUACUGGGAAAUAGUUUCAGGAAACACGAGCUGAUAUACAUGGAGUCCAAGACACAUUCAUUGCCACUGUUAAAGUCAGAGUAGGGAAACAAGUUGAACAGGUCUCAUCUUUUUGUGCAAUACUUCUCAUCACCAUAUUAGAGUUUUAUGUUCACAGUUAUUCUCCGGUAUUGAAAUCACAAGGUCUAUUCUGCAUGCUCAUUACCAUGGCUGCAGCUAACCUGUUCAGUUUGUUUCCCUACUGUGACGUUGAUUGAUAUUAUAUCACUGCCUCUGAUCAGUCCUACACAGUAAGUGUUCAGUGGAAGAGCUGUUUUGCGCUUUCUUUUCUAAGAAUUUCUACAGCAAUGGUUGUCUAAAACCAGUUCGACAAAAAACAGCUCGCUCCAGAUAUUACGCCAAAGUUUGACAAAAAAAGAGGGUGCAAUAACUCUAAAUCAUGUCUAUACCGCCUGUACAUCGUAGUUUCCAUGGUAACAUGUUCAUGAAACAUGACAUUGAGACUUGCAGAAGGCUUCCAUUUUUCACAUUUAUUACUUAAAAUCAUGACAUUGUUGUCAACUCCAAAUUUUGUUAAAUCAUUACAUAUAAGGUUAUAUCUAGCAAUGACUUCAUCUGUAAUACCAUUUAGACCUCACCUUAAGAUAACGAGUUCGAUCGUUAGUUGUUGACGAGUCUACAUGUUCAUCAUAAAUCAAGAUCAUCGAUAUUUCAGAAGUUAAACAUGUUGAGUAUAUGGAAAUAUUUUGUGGCCAACAUGUUUUGAAAUUUAUGACAUCAGUUCUUUUUUUGAUGUGAUAUACAGAUGACAUCAUUGCUAAUCAAGUUCUCAGUAGCCAGUGCAAUAUGUCUGUCAGGCCAGUCAACUCGCUGUCUGGCUGUCUGACAGGCCAGUCAACUCGCUGUCUGGCUGUCUGACAGGCCAGUCAACUCGCUGUCUGGCUGUCUGACAGGCCAGUCAACUCGCUGUCUGGCUGUCUGACAGGCCAGUCAACUCGCUGUCUGGCUGUCUGACAGCAGAGUUAACUGGCAAUGCCAGUAUGUGAUGGCUAUGUACAUUUGUACAUAUUCUACACAGACCAAAUAAAGGAUCAGAUUUUCAAACUA
Molecule: messenger RNA, 6659 nt
Organism: Haliotis rubra (blacklip abalone)
Lineage: Eukaryota; Metazoa; Mollusca; Gastropoda; Lepetellida; Haliotidae
Product: forkhead box protein N3-like
Exons: 8
Coding region: 349-1761 (470 amino acids)
Biological process (GO): regulation of DNA-templated transcription
Cellular component (GO): nucleus
Molecular function (GO): cis-regulatory region sequence-specific DNA binding; DNA-binding transcription factor activity
Source: RefSeq, a predicted model, not a curated record